This is a messenger RNA of Parasteatoda tepidariorum (common house spider), 1932 nucleotides long. RefSeq names its product platelet-activating factor acetylhydrolase-like. NCBI's taxonomy places the organism in Eukaryota, Metazoa, Arthropoda, Arachnida, Araneae, Theridiidae. Gene Ontology annotation, molecular function: 1-alkyl-2-acetylglycerophosphocholine esterase activity. The record is from RefSeq and is a predicted model, not a curated record.
GGGUCAUCCCAACAGAGUGCGCUGUUCAUAGAAUGUUAUAAAUUGAUCCUCAACUAUUAGCCAGCGGGUCAUUUCGUUUUCAGCCGGUGAACAAGUUGAGAUUUUUAAGUUACUUUGAAAUUGUUCAAUUAUGGGAUUGUUCAUGAAAAAGGGAAAAAAGUUGCCGAGGCAAAUUCCAAAACCAACCGGCCCUUACAAUGUGGGGUGUAUAGAUAUUAUGACAAAAUAUUCCACGGAUGGUGUAUUCAUUCGAUUAUUUUAUCCUGCUGAACAAAUAAAAGUUGAAAAUAAGUGUCCAGAAUGGCUUCCACACAAACGAUACCUCAAAGGCUACGGAAUGUUCUUCAAGAUGUGGCCACCCCUUUUCAGCAAGUCCUACCCAACGUUUGUUGGUGACAUUAAUACACCCGCCUCUUGGGAUGUCCCACCAUUAAGGGUACCCGGUACAAAGUACCCAAUCAUCGUAUUCUCUCAUGGACUUGGCGGUUGCAGGACAACAUAUACCACUUACUGUUUAGAACUUGUUUCUCAAGGUUUCGUCGUUGCUGCGCUGGAACACAGGGACUACUCAGCUUGCAUGUCUUUCUACUUCGAGAAAAAAAUUGGAGACGAAAUUCCAACAAAAAAAAGCCAAGAUUAUGAGAAGGAUAAAGAUGAUAAUGUGAUACUAAAAAAGUGGAUGCUUUUUCAAAAAGUCAAACCUGGCAAAGGAGAGUUUGCAAUCAGGAAUCAACAGGUCCAUCUACGGGCUAAGGAAUGCAGUGAUGUGUUAGACAUGCUGAGUUGCCUGAACAGUGGAAUCCAUGUUGAAAAUGUGAUGAACACAUCAAACCUAUCAUUAGAAACUUUCAAAGAUAUUUUAGAUUUGGACAGAGUCUCGAUAGCAGGACAUUCAUUUGGAGGAGCUACAGUCAUUACAACUAUGUCCAAAGAUAAAAGAUUUAAAGUUGGAGUUGGUCUUGAUACGUGGAUGGUCCCUCUCAAAGAAGAAACAUCCCUCUUCCAAAAAGUUCAACAACCGAUGUUGUUCAUCAACAUGGAGAAAUUCCAAACGAAAGACAACCUCAGGUUUAUGAAGAUGAUGGAGUCAUCAGUUGCACAAAGAACAAUAAUCACACUCAAGGGAACAGUUCACCUGAAUCAAACAGAUGUGCCGUUCUUGUGUGACAGAGCAAUGAGAACUCUGUUCGGUGGGCAUUCAAGUCUAAGCCGAUUCACAGCAAUGGAUCUCACAACGAAACUUUCUAACGUAUUUUUCUGUGAACAUCUGGGUCUACCCAUUGAAGAAAAGCACAGCCAGUACAUCGAGCAGAAUCGAAAUGUUUUAAAAGAAGGCAUAAAAUUAUCAUAAUUACUCUAUCAUACAGCUGGUUACAAAAACAUGUUGUACUAAACAUGUCUUCAUAACAUUUUCUCUACAAAGUAGAUUUAUUUAUGAUUUGUGUGGAAUUUUUCUUUGAGUGAUAUUUGUGAUUAAUCCAUUUUUAUUCUUUUUUUUUAUCUCUUUUUGUGGAAAAUUUGGUAGAAAGUGUUUUAAAAUGUGGUGUAAAUUUGAUUACAUAAAUAUAUAACUUAUCCAAAGUAUGCAUAUUACCAUGUUGGAAAUCACAGAUUGUUAAGGUCUCAUAGAAUUUUUUUAAGUUAAAAUUACAAAAGUAGAUAUUUAUAACAGUAAUGUGUGAGAUAUAUUACAUAAAAGAGAUUUUUAGAUAAAUCUCUCAAACCUUUUUAAUCAGUUUUAAAAGUAGAUUUUAAGAGUAUUUAUUUAUUUAUACUUUUUUGCACAGUAUUUUAUAUGAAUUUUUUUAUUCACUUAUAGCUUAUCAUUAUGAACCAAGAACCUUUGUAAAUAUUGUACAGAAGCAUUUUACUUCGCAACAUUUGUAAUUUUAGAAUGUAGUUUUAUAAAAAAAAUAAAUUGUGUUCAUUCAA